CUAUGUCAAAAGAUAAAUGUUAUUCCAAGUACUUUUUAAAAGCUAAAUCAAAAUUACUCAGUCUUUGAAUCAUUCUCAAUUUGUAAGUAAGCAUGCAUAAAUAUGCUUUAAACAACGUUUUUUGCUGCUGUGGGGAUUUAAGAAAAGGAACUAUCGUAAUUGCUUGCAUUCACAUGAUUCUUGCAUUAUUCUUUUUGGCACGCCUAACAAUUUCCCUUGAAGACCCCAACUCGGGAUUAUUAACACUUUCGACAAUCUUGUUGUUAUCAUACAUGAUAUGCAACAAUGUCGUAUUUUUUAGAGCGGUGGAAUUAGAACAACCUAAUAAUAUGCUUAGCUGGUUAAUAUUAAACGGAUCUGUCUCAUUUAACGGAAUUUGGGUUUAUUCCGCAAUCGCAUAUACUCAUACAAUUUAUGCUUUAAUUUUGACAACGGUGUUUUGUAAGAUUUACUUUAAAUAUUACAAAAAAUACUUAACAAUUUUUUUUUUAGGUAUAUAUUUUUAUUGUGUAGUCGUUGUGUUUAGUUAUUAUUGGCACUUAAAAUAUGAUGCUGAUUAUGAUUAAUUGACAAUUAAUGUCAUUAUUUAAAUUCUAAAUUAAAAUUAAUAUGAUGGAUAUAUUGAAAUUAAA
Onthophagus taurus is the source of this 632-nucleotide messenger RNA. The record is from RefSeq and is a predicted model, not a curated record. NCBI's taxonomy places the organism in Eukaryota, Metazoa, Arthropoda, Insecta, Coleoptera, Scarabaeidae.